AUGCCAUCUUUGGCCUUCCUCACGCGUCGCGGAGGGCUGGGAUCGGGGUCGUGUAGAGAGGGUCUUCUUGGAUUCGUCGACGAAUACCCAGACGACAUCGUCUACCCACUACACACACUCGACACGACAAAGACCCUCAAGAAGCUCAAUGUGCUGUGGACCUAUCGCUUCAACGACGUGCUCGAUGCCGACAAGCUGGACGCCUCUCUCACCCGACUUCUCGAGAUCGGUGACUGGAGGAAGGCAGGAGGGAGGUUGAGAACCAGGCUUCACGAUGGUCGGCUGGAGAUCCAUACACCGAGAGACUACUCGGCCAAACGCCCGGCCACGACCUUUACGCGCUCCGACGAGACAGACUGCUGCAUAGCCUGCCACCCGGUAGCGAGCACCUUACCGGAGCAGUCGGACGAGGCCUACGCGCAGCGCUGGAACCAGGACCUCACACGGCUCGCCCUACGACGAGACAUCCCCACCACGCUGCAGGGCUACACGGACCGGGACGUGCCCAUGAUAUCCGUCCACGUGGUGUCGUUCCGCGACGCGACGCUGGUCGGCGUGGCCUGGCCGCACGUGCUGAUGGACGCCGCCGGCCAGCUGGAGCUCAUGAGGGCGUGGUCGCUCGUCCUGGCGGGGAGGGAGGCCGAGGUGGCGCCCGUGCUGGGUGCGCUGACCGACCCCCUCUGGGAGGCGGCUGGGCCCGAGGCGGGCGAGAAGGAGCCCUGCCUGCUGGAGAAGGCGAGGAUGACGCUCCUGGGCGUGGUGCGGCUGGUGAGCAGGCUCGUGUGGACCGAGGUGGUCGAGGUGCCGCCCGAGUACGGCGUCAUCUUCCUGCCCAGACGGUCGGUGUACGAGAUCCAGGCGCGGUGCAUCGCCGACGGGCUCGGACUCGACGUCAACAGCAGCGACGAGUCGGUGACGACGGCCAGCCAGGAGACAAAGGCCUACGUCGGCGUCAACGACGCCGUCACGGCCUGGCUCACCCAGCAGGUCGUACUGUCGCAGGGCACCGCCGCCGCCGCCGCCGCCUCCGCCACCACCACCCGGGGACAGAAGGGACAGAAGCGGGAGCGGCAGCGGCACGUCACCGUCGUGGGCGCCCUGAACGCGAGGUACCGUCUGCCGUCUCUGCUCGACGCCCCGGGCGUGCACGUGCAGAACAUGAUACUCGCCACCUUCACCUUCCUGAGCCCGGGCGUCGCCCGCGGUCCCCUGGGCGGCAUCGCCCAGGCUCACCGUCGCUGUCUGCGCGAGCAGGCAACCCAGCGCCAGGCCCAGAGCUACCUGUGGGACAGGCUGCGGGGGCACGCGUCGGCGAGGGACCUCCGGCCCUUCUUCGGGGACCCGGGCGCCCUGCUCAUCUUCAUCAACAACCUCACCAAGAUGGACAUGUACAACGUUGCAGAUUUCGGCCCGGCAGUCGUGGAGCAGACGACGCAGAAGAGAGGGGGGGAGGUCGGUGGAGCAGUCGAAGCAGGGGACGUGAGGCCCGGAAAGGUGGCCUUUUACAACAUGAGGGCGUACAACACUACGGACAGGGCGGGCAGGAACUUCUUCACCAUAUAUGGAAGAGAUCACGGUGGUGGCUGCUGGAUCGGCGUGCAUCUGGCGCCGAGGACAUGGGAGAGGGUGAAUAAGGCUUUGGAGGAGUUGUGA
Molecule: messenger RNA, 1653 nt
Organism: Geosmithia morbida
Lineage: Eukaryota; Fungi; Ascomycota; Sordariomycetes; Hypocreales; Bionectriaceae
Exons: 3
Coding region: 1-1653 (550 amino acids)
Source: RefSeq, a predicted model, not a curated record